This is a messenger RNA of Kluyveromyces lactis, 651 nucleotides long. RefSeq names its product MIND complex subunit NSL1 (gene NSL1). NCBI's taxonomy places the organism in Eukaryota, Fungi, Ascomycota, Saccharomycetes, Saccharomycetales, Saccharomycetaceae. Gene Ontology annotation, biological process: mitotic sister chromatid segregation. The transcript has a single exon. Bases 1 to 651 code for a protein of 216 amino acids. The record is from RefSeq and is a predicted model, not a curated record. Gene Ontology annotation, cellular component: MIS12/MIND type complex; kinetochore.
AUGUCGUCAUAUGUGGAUAAACUGGAUAUAACACAAAAACAGUUGAGGUUUUUACACAAGCAGUUUAAGGAAAUAAUAGAUGAAAAGGUACGAACGGCCUUACCUGAAUCAUCAGAAGACGAUCAAGUAAGCCAAGAGAUACAGCUUCAACUGGAUCAAUUCCUCAUGGAUGUACUUGAGAUGGCAGGCGAGUCCAUGAACGUUGUAGAUGCCGGAAAAGGCACUACCGUGAAAAGCGUCAUACAAGAAGUACAGAAAGAGUACACCGAACCCUUUGACGUGGAAUUGAACGAAAAAGUGAGAAAGUUAUAUCAAGAAUGGGAAGACGAGACAGUAAAAGUAUCUAAACUACGAAGGGAAGCCCCACAGGUCGCUGUCUCUGAAUAUACAAAACAAGAAAACCAACUUCUCGAAGAGAUUGAUUCCUUGAUUGCAAAGAUGGACAGCAGUCAACCUAAUCUUCAGAAUGAAGAUCAGGACGAAGGCCAAAACGAGGAAAAAACACAAGAAUAUUGGAACCAAGUUGCAAAUCAAUACGGGUCCAUAUUAACGUCGCUCAAGGAAAUAAACGACAAAAUACCGACUCACGAAUCGAAACAAAAACGGCUACGACUUUUACUCGAUCUUAUAGAAAAGGAAGUAGCCACUUAA